AUGUCAAGAAACUACAGAAGAACAAGCACAACCCCACGUCGUCCUUUCGAAAAGGCCAGAAUCGAAAGUGAACUCAAGGUCAUUGGUGAAUUCGGUUUGAAGAACAAGAAUGAAGUCUGGAGAGUCCAACUUGCCCUCGCCAAGAUCCGUAAGUCUGCUCGUGAGCUCCUCAUUCUCCACGAAAAGGAACCAAAGCGUAUCUUCCAAGGUGCUGCUCUUCUCCGUCGUCUCCACAAGAUUGGUGUCAUGGAUGAAUCCAAGAACAAGCUCGAUUAUGUUCUCGGUCUCAAGGUCCAAGAUUUCAUGGAACGUCGUCUCCAAACCUUAGUCUUCAAGCAAGGUUUGGCCAAGUCCAUCCAUCACGCUCGUGUCCUCAUCAAGGGUAGACACAUCCGUGUUGGUAAGCAAUUGGUCAACGUCCCAUCAUACAUGGUCCGUGUCGACUCUGAAAAGCACAUCGGUAUGAACCCACGUUCUCCAUUCGCUGGUGGCAAGCCAGGUCGUAACGCCCGUAAGGCCCUCAGAAACAAGUCCUCCAAGCCAGCUGAGGAAGAAGAAAACUAA
Messenger RNA from Cavenderia fasciculata, 564 nucleotides. It is a transcript of the gene rps9, whose product is annotated as ribosomal protein. The transcript has 2 exons. Lineage: Eukaryota; Evosea; Eumycetozoa; Acytosteliales; Cavenderiaceae. Gene Ontology annotation, molecular function: structural constituent of ribosome; rRNA binding. Bases 1 to 564 code for a protein of 187 amino acids. Gene Ontology annotation, cellular component: cytosolic small ribosomal subunit. Gene Ontology annotation, biological process: positive regulation of translational fidelity; translation. The record is from RefSeq and is a predicted model, not a curated record.